Wasmannia auropunctata (little fire ant) is the source of this 1015-nucleotide messenger RNA. RefSeq names its product trypsin-1-like. Gene Ontology annotation, molecular function: serine-type endopeptidase activity. Gene Ontology annotation, biological process: proteolysis. NCBI's taxonomy places the organism in Eukaryota, Metazoa, Arthropoda, Insecta, Hymenoptera, Formicidae. The transcript has 7 exons. The coding region runs from base 126 to 980 and encodes 284 amino acids. The record is from RefSeq and is a predicted model, not a curated record.
UGAUGUUGCAUCGAAAUUGGUUGCCGUUGUUACUCGCGGCUCGAUAUAGAACGGAGUGUUCCCUGUGUUGCGCUUAGUAAUCGUGCUGUUUUCAGAAGGUGAAAUCUCUGAAUAGAAGUCGCAGAAUGAAGCUUCAUUUGAUCCUGACGACAAUUGGCAGCCUUCUGAUCCUAGACGCGGCACGCGUGCAAAAGCAUCGCCUACGUCUACGAGUAAAUCCAGACUGCGAAUGUGGUGAAUCAGGAGGGAUAUCAAAUCGUAUUGUGGGUGGAAAAAUAUCGAUUCCGCAUAUAUUUCCUUUUGUUGUGGCAGUUUUGAAUAAAAAAAGGAUUCAUUGCGGAGGCGCAUUAAUUAAUAAUCGAUAUGUGUUAACAGCCGGACAUUGCGUUAAAUGGGCGAACCAGGCUGAUCUUUCGAUCGGCGUAGGUAUGCACGAUAUUGAAAACCCAAAUGAUGGAUAUAUAGUUGAUAUCGAUGAUGUAACUUUACAUGAAGAUUUCGAGAGCGAUUAUCUCCAUGAUACAAAUGACAUUGCCUUGAUUCGAUUGCGGAAUCAGAUUAAGAUCACUGAAAACGUAAAACCUGCAUGCCUUCCACAUAAAGAUUCUGAUUAUACGGGACAGUUCGUCAAAGUUACCGGAUGGGGACGUGUCCACGUGGAAGGAGAACCUUCCCAAUUUUUACGUCAAGCCACUUUGAAAGUAAUGUCCUACGCAACGUGUAAGAAUACUUCAUUUGGAGAUCAUGUCACGGAAUCAAUGAUUUGUGCUUACAAUGACAAUACUGAUGCAUGCCAGGGUGACAGUGGCGGACCUCUUCUAUACCAAAGAAUAGAUGGCAAAUAUGAAAUAGUUGGUGUAGUUUCCUGGGGUAUUGGAUGCGCAGAUCCCGGACUUCCAGGAGUAUAUGUGAAGAUCACUGAUUAUUUAAAUUGGAUAAAAUAUCAUAGCAGAGAUGGUAUUUACUGCAUGGAUAGAUAGGUUUCCGUAUAGUAUAAUAAAUACCGAAAACUAAA